Drosophila innubila is the source of this 4632-nucleotide messenger RNA. RefSeq names its product protein transport protein Sec24C (gene Sec24CD). The record is from RefSeq and is a predicted model, not a curated record. Gene Ontology annotation, cellular component: endoplasmic reticulum exit site; COPII vesicle coat. Bases 317 to 3964 code for a protein of 1215 amino acids. The transcript has 7 exons. Lineage: Eukaryota; Metazoa; Arthropoda; Insecta; Diptera; Drosophilidae. Gene Ontology annotation, biological process: endoplasmic reticulum to Golgi vesicle-mediated transport; COPII-coated vesicle cargo loading; intracellular protein transport. Gene Ontology annotation, molecular function: zinc ion binding; SNARE binding.
CAACUUUACGUGGCAAACUGUCAAAUGCAACCAAUAAGCAGCAGAAAAAAAUCGAAUUAGCGAACUGACGUGGAAGUUUGCUUUUGCUUGGAAUUUGUGUUAAAAACUGAGUUACCUGUGCGUCCAGCCGAGCUUAAGCUGCAAUUAAUUGCACAAAAGCAUCUACCCAACACAACGUCUUGCAUCAUUUGAAUUCGUUGGAACGGGAUCGGGAAAGGAAAGGCGAACUUUGAGCCGAUUAUUUGAGUGUGUGUUGUGUGAAAGUUGUUGCUACGUUUUUAUGUGCUCAAUUUGAGACGUUAUUAUAUACAAAGCAAUGAAUCCGAACAUGUAUGGCCCACCGCCUACGCAAUUCCAGCAGCAGCAGCAGCAACAACCACAAUAUGCAGCACCACCGCCCGUUAGCGGGGCUCGGGGAGCAACGGGUUGGCCACCACAACAGCAACAGCAGCCGCAGCCAGGGCAACAACAACAACAGCAGCCAGCAGCGCCACCACAGCAGCAGCUUCAACAGCAACAACAACAAUAUGGCGCUCCAGUGACGUCCGCUCAACAGCCGUAUGUGAAUGGCAACUAUCAGCAGUUGGCCACGUCGAUGAGCGGCUUGAGUGUGAGUGGCAAUCCAUUAAAACCCGCACAACCUCCAAUGCCGACAGCUGCAAUUGGAGCUCCUGCUUCUGCUGCUGCUCCUCCGCGGGCAGCAUACAAUCAAUUCAACUCGAACGCUCCGCCAACGUCGCAGCCAAACUUUAACAACAACAAUGCCUACGCGGCAGCCUAUGCAAAUGGCUCAACAGCAGCUCCGUCUCCGGCGUCGACUCAAGCUCCGCCUGUGCCGGGAGCUGCAGUGCCGCCACCCUCGCUGUAUCCGCCCACGUCAGCGAUGCCCACAUCAGCAGCACCUGGAGCACAAGGUGCUCAGAGCGUGCCCAGUGGCAUUAAUCAGAUGACACUGAACAGCGCCAACUUGGCAGGCUUGCCACAUAUGCCGCCACCUAAAGCAUCAACGACUGGACAACAGUUGCCACCCAUAUCCACAGCGGCAGCAGCACCAGGACAGCCAGCUCCAGCGGCAUUUGGCAGACCUGGUCAGCCGCCAGUUAGCGCUGGCAUGGGAGCUCAACCCGGCAUGCCACCACAACCCGGCAUGGGAGCUCAACCCGGCAUGGCACCACAAUCCGGAAUGGGAGCUCAACACGGCAUGCCACCACAACCCGCCAUGCCAGCUCAGCCAGCUCCAUAUGGCGCUCCUCCAGGCGGCUUUUCUGGUGCCUAUGGCGCUCCGCCAGCGGCUGCUCCGGCUCCAGUUGCAUUCCCAGGUGCACCACCGCUGCCAGGUCAGCAACCAGCACCGCAGUUUGGUGCUGCACCACCGCCAGCUCACGGCUUUCCACCACAGCCGGGGCAGCAGCCUUUGCAGCAGCCUCCCAUGCCUGGCUAUCCGGCUCAACCUAUGCCUGGCUAUCCGCCUGCCCAGCCAAUGCCCGGAUAUCCACCUCAACCUGGACAGCAGCAACCCAUGCCCGGCUAUCCGCCACAACCUGGCAGCUAUCCAGGACAACCAGGUCCAGGUCGUCCUGGCUACAAUCAACCGCCCAUGCCUGGCGCUGGCAACAUGUAUCAACAGGCGCCGGCGCAGCGUCGCCUCGAUCCCGAUCAGAUGCCCAAUCCCAUACAAGUGAUGAUCGAGAAUCAGCAAACAGCCGGCGGUACUUUCAUUACAAAUCAGCCGGGUUUAUUGCCACCUCUGGUUACCACCAAGUUUGUGGUGCACGAUCAGGGCAACUCCUCGCCACGCUUUAUGCGAUCCUCGCUCUACUGCAUCCCCAACACUGGCGACCUACUUAAGACAACGGCUCUACCCUUGACCCUCAACAUUUCCCCGCUGGCCCGCGUUGCUCACGGCGAAAUGGAACCGCCGAUUGUCAAUUUUGGGGACAUGGGUCCAAUUCGCUGUAAUCGCUGCAAGGCUUACAUGUCGCCCAAUAUGCAGUUUGUAGAUGCGGGACGACGGUUCCAGUGCCUUAUGUGCAAGGUGACAACGGAGGUGCAUCCCGAUUAUUAUCAGCAUCUGGAUCACACAGGACAACGUGUGGAUAAACAUGAGCGUCCUGAGCUCUUGUUGGGAACAUACGAGUUUCUGGCCACCAAGGAUUACUGUCGCAACAAUGUGGCGCCUGAGGUGCCAGCGUUUAUCUUCAUCAUAGACGUCUCGUACAACACGAUCAAGUCGGGAUUGGUGCAUUUGCUCUGUUCACAGAUCAAGGAUAUACUCAAGCACUUGCCGGUGGAUCAGGGACAGGACAAGUCGAAGGUGCGCGUCGGUUUCAUCACAUACAACAGCACCGUGCACUUCUAUAAUAUUAAGAGCAGCUUGGCACAGCCGCAGAUGAUGGUUGUGGGAGAUGUCCAGGAGAUGUUUAUGCCGCUGCUCGAUGGUUUUCUCUGUCAUCCAGAGGAAUCGGCAGCAGUAAUUGAUGCUCUCAUGGAGGAAAUUCCGCGCAUGUUUGUGGAUACAAAGGAAACAGAAACUAUACUCUAUCCGGCCAUACAGGCUGGUCUCGAGGCUCUCAAGGCGUCCAAUGCCUCGGGCAAGCUGUUGGUCUUCAAUUCAACGCUGCCCAUUGCUGAGGCGCCUGGAAAGCUAAAGAAUCGCGAUGAUCGCAAAUUGUUGGGCACGGAUAAGGAGAAGACGGUGCUGACGCCACAAACAACUGCCUACAAUCAGCUGGGACAGGAGUGUGUGCAACAAGGAUGCUCCGUUGAUCUGUUUCUGUUCAACAAUGCAUACAUUGACAUUGCCACAAUUGGUCAAGUGUCGCGUCUAACCGGAGGAGAGGUCUUUAAGUAUACAUAUUUCCAAGCCGAACUCGAUGGCAAGCGUCUGAUUGAGGACAUUAUUAAGAACGUGUCGCGUCCAAUUGGCUUUGAUGCGGUGAUGCGAGUACGUACCUCGGCAGGCGUGCGUCCCACCGAGUUCUUUGGUCACUUCUACAUGACCAACACCACGGAUGUGGAACUAGCCAGCAUUGAUGCCACCAAAUCGGUGAGCAUUGAGAUUAAGCAUGACGACAAGCUGCCGCCAGAGGAGAAUGUCUAUAUCCAGGUGGCUUUGCUGUACACCUCAUGCAGUGGCCAGCGAAGAUUGCGCAUAUUGAAUCUGGCCUUGCGUGUGACUGUCACCAUUGCCGAUGUGUUCAAGAGCUGUGAUCUGGACGCCAUGAUGUUGUUCUUUGCCAAGCAGGCAUGCUUUAAGCUAAUGGAGCAUUCCCCGAAACAGGUCAAGGAUAAUUUAAUCCAGCGUUCGGCUCAGAUCUUGGCCUGCUAUCGCAAACAUUGUACAUCGCCCACAUCAGCUGGUCAGCUAAUCCUUCCCGAGUGUCUUAAGUUGUUGCCACUGUACUCGUCCUGUUUGUUGAAAAAUGAUGCCGUUUCCGGUGGUUCCGAUAUGACGCUAGACGAUCGCUCCUAUGUCAUACAAUUCGUGCUGGCCAUGGAUCUGAAUAUGUCCGUGAACUAUCUGUAUCCACGCUUCAUUCCCAUACACAAUGUGGAGCCCGAUGAGACGACUCUGCCGUCUCCAGUGCGUUGCACCCAUGAGAAAAUCACAGAGGAUGGUGCCUACAUAUUGGAGAAUGGUGUUCACCUCUUCAUCUGGCUGGGACAAUCGUUGGCUCCUAACGUUGUCCAGGCUCUCUUCGGUGUCCAAUGCACGCAACAGGUGAACGCUGAGCGAUUCGCAAUUACAGCGGAUACUCCUCUAGCCCGUCGCAUCACUGACAUACUCGAUCAGAUAAUGGAGGAGCGUACGCGCUAUAUGAGGAUUACCUGUGUGCGGCAGAACGAUAAGCUGGAGAGCGUAUUCCGACAUUUUCUCAUCGAGGAUCGCGGCACAGAUGGUUCGGCUAGCUAUGUGGAUUUCCUAUGCCACAUGCACAAGGAGAUCAAGGAUCUGUUAAGUUAGCACGUAUGCUACAGGUACAAACUGCCGGCUGCCAGCAGCAUUGCAACCGAGGAGCGCUGGUCCAGAAGCUACUCACAGAAUCGGGCGCGCAUGCGUCGCCUUUCACUGAGCAGUCGUCGGUUCAAAUGAUCAUAAUUAUUAGCAUAAAGAGCAGAACAAGGAGAAAGAGAAUGAAAGGAGCAGAAGCACUUCAAUUAUACAUAUACACAUAUAUAGUAUAUAUAUACAUAUAUAAAUCAUAUACAUAGCUGCGACUUCAUUUCGAGCUUUAAAAAUCUUCCAUUAUUUUUAUUAAAGUUUUCAUAUUUUGCAUGUUUUCUUUUAUCUGUCAAUCUUAAGUAUUUCGAUAUGAUAUCAUCAUCUAUGUGUGUGUGUGCUGUGUGUAUUCCUGCGCUAUGAACAUUUGUUAAACGAGCAACCCGCAAUUACGGCAAUAUAUUUUCUGUUUCCAUUUUUUUUCUUUAAAUUCCGUAUAUACAUAAUUUUAAUGAAAUUAAAUAAUAUUUCGAAAAUUUCCCUAGUUAAAAAAACAUCGUGAAUUAAGCCUGAGGCGAUGAAGAAUGUAAAACCUGAAAAGGUGUCAAAUAUAUUUAUCUGUAUCAACCCAAUUUACGAUAUGUAGCAAAGUUUUCUAAAUACUAAUCAACACUAUAAUAAAUGAGAAAAAA